Molecule: messenger RNA, 2625 nt
Organism: Venturia canescens
Lineage: Eukaryota; Metazoa; Arthropoda; Insecta; Hymenoptera; Ichneumonidae
Gene: EndoB
Product: endophilin-B
Exons: 9
Coding region: 996-2069 (357 amino acids)
Biological process (GO): membrane organization
Cellular component (GO): membrane; cytoplasm
Molecular function (GO): protein binding
Source: RefSeq, a predicted model, not a curated record
GCUCGGGAUUUAUCACAAGUGUGGAAACUCGUGAUAAUUUUUGUCAUUUGUAUGUGGCCUGUGACGUCGUGAAAGUGAACCAUUUCAAUGUUCAUAUAAAGUUCAAUAUUUAUUCAUUGGAUCGUCGUUUUUUGCAAUGGGAAUAUUAUAUAAAAUAUAAAUAAUCGAAUCGGAUCUUUAGUUUUCCUCUCAUUUCGAGAAACAAGCCGUUAAAUUUUCCAAACUUUUUAAUCGAGCGCAAACCCCGAAAAGUCGCGACGAUGAGCACGUUCCCCUCGUUAGGUCCUCCGACAGUGACAGUUUCAGAAGAAAUGGAAAGUAGAACGCAACAAAAUUAUGUUUGAUUUUAUCGUUGGAGGGGAAGGAAAUUCACGUACAUACUCAUCGAGGAACUAUCAUCGUUUAUGAGUCACGAAUUUAUUGCCACAGGUCUACAGAAAGUGUACACUCAACGAAGUCACAUCGACCCUCGAAGGGAUCCCUAUUGUCGAGCGACUCAAUUGUGGCUAGUCAAAUUAAGCCGCGCAUUCACUUCUGACAAUGAAAAUUAGUGCGACGAGACGAGUCAUUUCGCCUCGUGCCCUUUUGACGUACGACCGAAAAAGUCGAAAAUUGGGUCAAAAAACUUCUCAAUCGAUUAUUAAAAUCUGAAUUUCGAUUGAAUGUUAUUCGCAAGCAAAAACGAGUGUUGAAAAUCAUGACUGAUAAUUGGAGGUUAUUCGAAUUUUGGUUUCCAAGGAAGAUGAAACUAUAGACACGUCAAAUUCAUUUGCCAAAAAUUAAGGAAAAAAACCAAGUUUUGGAAAUUCUUGAUAAAAAGUUCGUGAAAAAAUUCUCGGAAUUCAGAGCCAAUCGAACGUUUCCUGGAGUCAUGCGUCGUUACCGGGAAUAGCGCGCCGUUACGACGAAUCCAAGAACUAGGGAGAUCGAUUUCGAGGAUUUUCGCGUAGUUGAACGUUGGCUCCGCUUCCGGAGAGGUACGAAUCGCGGAAAAAAUGGAUUUCAACAUGAAAAGGCUUGUAAAAGGAGCUGAAGUUGCGCUCCACAGAGUCCGACAGCUGACUGAAGAAACACUUGGAACGUCUGAAAAGACAGAGCUUGACGCCCAUUUUGAGCACCUUGCCGAGAGGGCAAACAUGACUAAAACGUGGACAGAAAAAAUCCUGCGAAAUAUGGAGGCUGUUCUUACUCCAAAUCCUGGCAAUAGAAUUGAAGACUUUUUCUAUGAGAAAAUUGACAAGAAGAAGCCCAACAGAUUGAGCAACUUGGAGUACGUUGGAAUCGACAUGAUCGAAGCUGGAAACGAAUUUGGUCCUGGCAUUCCAUAUGGCAGCGCUCUCAUAAAGGUUGGCCAGUGUCAGCAGAAGCUUGGCCAAAUUGAGCGGGACUUUAUUGGUACAGCCGCAAACUGCUACAUUCAACCUUUAAGAAAGUUUCUCGAUGGGGAAAUGAAGACUAUAAGCAAGGAGAUGGCUAUUUUGGAGACAAAAAGAUUGGACUUGGAUGCGUCAAAGAAUCGGGUGAGAAAAGCCCGAAGUAUGCUCGGUCAGCAGAACGAUUCUGGGGUGUCGCCAGAAGUAUUGCUCGAUCAGGCAGAACGCGAGCUGAGGGUGGCACAAUCCGAAUUUGACAGACAAUCGGAAAUAACGAAAUUAUUACUGGAAGGAGUUUCGAGCUCGCAGGCCGGACAUCUUCGAUGUCUACACGAAUUCGCGGAGGCUCAAGCGCGACACUAUGCCCAGUGCCACGCUACGAUGCAGGAGCUCCAACGCGAGCUUGCAGGUUUGAUCGGAGGUUCGUUCCAUCCGACGAGUCAAUCGGGAACGUCGACAACGAACUCGGUAGCCGGAAAUCAACAACACGGCGAUGCAGUGAUGGAAAAUGGACAGGAAAAGGCUCGGGUAGUGUGCGAUUACGACGCGAGAGAUCCGUCGGAACUCAGUUUAAUGCAAGACGAGGUAAUUUGCGUAUCCGAAAUACCUGGCGAUGAGGAUUACCUCUUGGGUAUCAGGGGCAGUCAGCGAGGCAAAGUUCCAAAAGCAUUUCUGGAAAAUCUCAUUCAACAUUAAGAUGAAUUUUCAAAUACUUUUCCAUUCUUAUUCGAACACUCCUUAUCUCGAUGACUAAUACUCACUAAAAAUUAGUACUCAAGGAUUAUUCGGUCGGGGUUUAUCUUCUAAUGUUCCAUGCGUCAAUAUAAAAAAUCCGAGUAUUACAUUCGAUUAGAAAAAGCGAAAUUUCGGUGCAUUUCUGUCUCUCUAAAUGAAUAAUUAUGAUAGUAAUGGAGAUUCAAUUCCCAAUGUUUAAAAUAAAUUGUGCAAUUUUCUGAAUCUCUAGAAAAAGUAGAGCUAAACUCUCUUAAAAAAAUAAUUGAAUAUGUUCGUUUGAAUAUCUCGCAAUAUCGAAUGGCUAGCGAGAAACGUUGCAAUAUAUCGACAGUUUUAUACGUCGUUUUUCGUCAUUGUUACUAUAAUCAUUUACUUCGAACAGGAUUAAAAUGAGAAUGAAAAGAUAAAUAUGUUCAAAGUUACGAAUGUUGUGUGUCACGAAAUUGUUAAUGUAUCAUCAUGUAAAUAUAAUAGAGACGCCUCUCUGAUAGAAUAUAUUAAAAAUACUUGAAAUAUA